CGUAAUCGGAAGGAACCAGCGGAACAUCAUGAACAUCGCCACCAAAACCGGUCUAAUCGCGAGCCCUCGGAAGCACAUCGUCCGCCCGAAGAAAGAAUUCGACCCGGCCAUCCUGGCACCGUGUGCGAUCACCCGUCAAGUGCCCCUAGCGCUGCGCCCCUUCGGUGGACUGUACAAUCCGUAUUCCAAAGGUUGCUCCGUUCUGUGCAAUCACCCGGCCGCCCAGGAGGUCAAGAAUGUAGUGCGGCUAGCUAAGGACGCUUGGAUUACCGAGGCCCGUACGAACGAAAAGCUGGGCCGUAAAGGCGAAGCCAAGCGUCUCUUGUCGAAGGAUUCCGAUCUACCGGAGCACGUGCCGGAGGAAUUUUUCCGCCGGUACACCGAUACCGAUUCCCGGCCGUUGACUCCGACUCCGACAGUAGCUAGCGGACGAACCCGGGCGAGCGUGGGCGGAUCCCACCUGACACGGCGCUGUGUCACACCGGAACCACAAACCCAAAACCAGCAGGAACGGAAGCAACUGAUUCUGGAUCUACGGCGUAGCCAUAGCCAGGAGACUCUGUACUGGAAUGCUUCGUCGGAAUUGUCCCCGAGUCAGCUGCAGGAUCCUUCCUGGAUGCAGCAUCACAGCCAGAUACCUCAGACGGUUGACGAGGAGCGUGUUCUUGGGGAAGGCGCGGAAUCGGACAAAGAGGGCGGUAAACCCACUCCGAUGACCUGUAUCAAUGCGAUGGAGGAUGGCGAGGAGGAUCCCCCGCGGAGGCGCGGCAAGCGAAGGAAGAAGUCCAAGCAGUUGACGCAGACGAUUAGCUUCACGCCUAAUCAAGAUCCGGAGACCCAGGUUGCCACGAUCGACCCGGAUUCACCGAAUUACUCGGCUCGACCUUCGCUGGUGCCAAACGGGAGGAGCCUCCUGAGUUCGACCGAGACGCCUCCGAGGGUUAGCGUUGAGGAACCGGUGGAGUAUCUGGAGAGCUUCCUGGACGAGGAAGCACUAUGUCUGCUGCGGCGUGGCUUGAACAUCGACAUUGUGGAAGCGGUCUUCGAGCGAUACCGAUCCCGCACCAUGCAAGAAGCCUUCCGCACCGCCACACUGGAUAAGCUGAACUUCCAGACCAGAGCCGUUCGGCAGCUGGAGGAAACCCUGGACAUUCACGAUAUCGAUCAUGAAAAAUGGAUCGAUCUUCCCCGGAAGUAUUCGAGAUCUUCCGCUCGAUUCGAACUUCCAAUGGAUACGAGAACUCUAUCAGUAAUGACUCCCAUCGAAUACCUAAAGCGCCACGUAGUCCUCGGUGACGAUCGGAAGAAGCUCUAUCAUCGGAUCUUUGUGCGCAAUCUUCCGAAGGACGACGGGAGAUCCGUACAGGAAUCGAACGAUUCCGACUCCAUUCCGGAAACGGAGGUGCCCGUACAGGUGGAAAGCUACCGGAAUCUUCUGGCCGACGUGACGCGGUUGAUUCCGAUGGCCAACUUUGACAAGGCGAUGCACGAGGCUUUGGGCUUCCAUGGCACGUCGGAUAAGAUCUACGAGAUUCGGGAUCUGCUGGAGUUGAACUACGAGUACUAUCAGGAGAUUCCGAUUGAUUUCCGAUCGUGGUGUGGGAUAGUGGCGUUUGCCGAGCGGUAUAUCAUAACUCAGGAUCGAGAGGUGGAUCCUUGCAAUGAGCUGGAACAGGUGGACUUUGAAUCGCUCGAACGUUGUAUCCGUUCCGCUAAGCCGUCGGAAAAUUUGUGCAAGGUUCUACAUAUUAUCAAAAGCAAUUGA
This is a messenger RNA of Ochlerotatus camptorhynchus, 1765 nucleotides long. RefSeq lists its product as uncharacterized. Lineage: Eukaryota; Metazoa; Arthropoda; Insecta; Diptera; Culicidae. The record is from RefSeq and is a predicted model, not a curated record. The transcript has 4 exons. Bases 29 to 1765 code for a protein of 578 amino acids.